Seminavis robusta is the source of this 2226-nucleotide messenger RNA. The record is from the annotation of a GenBank genome assembly. Lineage: Eukaryota; Bacillariophyta; Bacillariophyceae; Naviculales; Naviculaceae.
AUGGCUCCUACUUCAACUCAACUUGCUGGAGCGGAUCUUCUCCUUGGUCUUGCAGGUACAUCAACAACAGCCCCUGCCCCGCCAUCAAAGCAGAAUGUCACUCGGAAAGAGAAACUUCAACUUGCAAAUGAGAUUCGAAAAGAAAAAGCCCGUGAUGAUGUCAAGGAAAAUGGUUUUUCAGAGAGAUUCCACGCGCAGGAUAUGGAAUUGGGAGAAAAUUCGGAAGAUCCAAGUGCAUUUGUCCAUCCCACUACAGCGGCCACACUCCCCCCAGCCCCAAAUGCAUUCUCUGUCGCAUACAACCCGUACAAAAAGACAGCUCCUCCAGUACAACCAAAGCUGAUCAAAGGAACCAAGCGAGGCAAGAACACCAAAGAGACUGAAUUGCGAAAGCAAUCGAAUGAGAAUCGCUUCUUUGAAGAACUCCGGACGCAUGGUGGGGAUGCAUUUCAGGAUCUCUUGGUAAAGGUUCCAGUCGCAUACAACGGAUACGCCACUGAUGCAGAGUCCUUGGACUAUCGGUUCUUCAAUGUUCUUGGUAACACACGCGACAAAAAGGCUCAUGCCAUACUCAACCAAGUGUGCAUAAUCGUGGCGUUGAACUUGAAGAAGAAGUCAGGUAGAAACAACACGAAAGGUCAACCAUUCCAGCCCAACUCCACGGAGCAAUUCUUCCGAGGGACCUUCAAUCGCUUGAAAAAGAAAGGAAUCAUGUUCGACUUUGACAAGGACUUCAAUGAAGCGGGUCAAUUCCACGGUGUCGUCAAGGAAUGGUGGGCCGAGUACAGGAAGAUCGACCCAAAGUUUGGCACCAAUAGUGAGAAGAAAAGGAUCAAUGAAGAUGUUUAUGGACUUGUUUGUAAAGCGGUAAGAGAUGGUGUGAUUUCCAUCAAGAAUCGACAACAUGUCUUUGAGGGAGUUCACUUCAACGGCGGUUUGUUCUUAUGUUUCCGGGGAAAACAAGAUCAUGCGAAUACUCGAAAAGACAAUCUUCGUAGUGGAGUAUAUGAGGCUUCUGAUCAACUUGAAGAUGCCAGUGAAGAGGAUGUUCCCGGAAUACCAUGGCGUGGAUUCUUUCUUCCCUUCAACAAGACAGAACAGCUUGAGUUUGGAAACACCAGUCUUCCGCUGGAACCCGAUAGAAUCAAGACCAUGCGUUCAUAUCAGAAAGAAUAUGAUCCGGUCGAGUGGCAUGAUGUGUACGUAGAGCACAUGCAUCCAGAUGCAGUAGGGUUUUACGCUUACCCAUACACCGAAAAGGAGUCCAAGAUAGAGAACGCAAGACUCCGGCAACGGGACAUUGACUGGAACAGAGAACAUCCCGAAAACCCGCGACCGGUGAAGGAGUAUGACGUUUGGUACAAACCCAGCAAUCCAGACAUCUCUCAGCAUACUGGAAAUGUUGGUCGUAAUCAGUACUCCAAGAUCAUUCAGAAGUUUUGUGACCGAAUCGGGGUCCAAAACGCGGAAAGAGUAGCUUCCGGUCAUGCACUGAGAGCCAAAGCUUGUACCAUCAUGAAGGGAUUGGGUGUUGAUCCACAUGCUGUUGCUCGACACAUGGGACACAAGAGUAUUGAUACGCAAAAACGCUGCGCUGAAACCACACUGGCCAUGAAGUCCACCGUAUUCAAUGCUCUUGGACAUGGAGGUACCCGUCGUGUAUCGAUCGAUGACAAUGACCGAAAGCCCGCUGCUCGAAAGGCAUCACAGGUAUUGGAAGUAGAUAUCACUCCGCCAUCCAAGAAACCCCGUGUGAGUACUCUAAAUACGGAAGAGAGAAAGGAGUUAGAGGAAUAUCGACGUAAACAAGAUCCGGAACGACAAGAACUCGAACGACGACGCCAUCAAAGAAUGGAAAACAAGGAGAAUCGACCUCCCCCUAAUGCUCAUCCGGCCCCGUCCCUUGCAGGUCUUCCGUACAAUCCGUAUGGGCUUCUCUAUCCGUAUGGGUAUCCACCGUAUCCACCACCCGGUGUGCCACCAUACCAUCCACCAUUUCCCCCGGGUCAGAUACCACCUCCACCACCACCACCACCACCACCACCACCACGGCAGCAUGCAUACCCGAUGGUACCACCGCCACAACAUGCAAACCCACAACAAUCCACAGCAAAUGGUGGUGUAGAACGUACCGGCAACAAUCCUCAUCAUGGUGGCAACAAUCCUCAUCAUGGUGGCUAUCAAAAUGGUUGGAAUGGAUAUAAUGGUGGUGGUUUCGCUCGGUAG